Messenger RNA from Phragmites australis (common reed), 3216 nucleotides. RefSeq names its product zinc finger CCCH domain-containing protein 53-like. Bases 373 to 2424 code for a protein of 683 amino acids. Lineage: Eukaryota; Viridiplantae; Streptophyta; Magnoliopsida; Poales; Poaceae. Gene Ontology annotation, molecular function: metal ion binding; RNA binding. The transcript has 9 exons. The record is from RefSeq and is a predicted model, not a curated record.
AACGAAAUUCGCAUCACCGGUGGCUCCUCCCCGGGGCCCCAGCCCGAGAAAGCAGAAGGCAACACAGUAAAGAAGCUUAUCGAUAGAUAGCGAUGCAGCGCGAGGUGCGCGCACUACGCUCCGCUCCUCGUAGCAUAGACAGUACAGCUUGCCCGCCGCCGCGACCUCUGGGCUUUGGGAAAUGGAGCAACCGCUCACUGCCUCAGUGGCGCCACACCAAGUGAAGUCUUGUGCUUGAGCACUUACUUGAGCUUACUCUGUCUGCAGUACAGCGGAGAGGUUGGUGCAAGAACGCAGCGGGGGAGAGAAGAGGAGGAAGGACGGGAAGAAGAAGGAGAUCGUGUGCUUGUUUGCUGUAGAGUAGAGUUGGCCAUGGACGCCUACGAGGCCACCAAGGUGGUCUUCUCGCGGAUCCAGGCGCUGGACCCGGACCAUGCCGCAAAGAUCAUGGGGUUCUUGCUCAUCCAGGACCACGGCGAUAAGGAGAUGAUACGCCUCGCCUUUGGCCCCGUGGCACUGCUCCACACCGUCAUGGCCAAGGCGCGCAAGGAGCUCGGCCUGCUCCCGGCGUCCCGCCCGGGGACGCCGACCUCCGUGGCCGCGGCCGCGCACUCGCCGUUCCUGCUGUCGCGGCAGAACUCUGGCCGCUUCGGCACCGCGCCGUCGCCGCUCUCGGUGUCAUCGCCCUCGUCGUGGGCGCCGCCGCCGGUGUUUUUGAGGAGCAACAGCGUGAGCAAUGGCGCGGCGGAGGAUAUGGUCGGCGUCGGGGAGGAGCUGUUGAGCCCGGCGAACGGAAACGGGCCCCUGUCGCCGUUCUUUGGCGCGCCCGGAGGGGACCCACUCCUCGACGAGCUCCAGCUGCAGGAGCAGCUCGCGUUCCUCAACGACGGCGGCGCGGGUGCCGGCCACCAGCUGCCCCUGUUCGACGGCAGCGAGUGCCGAAGCCCCGGCGCCGGCGACGGUGGGUUCUUCCCGUACGGUCUCGGGUGGGCCAACGGCGGCCACGGACACCGUCGAAGCUCGUCGGUGAGCGACCUCUGCCUCGGCGCUGCCGACGGCCUCGGCUGGAAGCCGUGCCUGUACUACGCCCGCGGGUACUGCAAGAACGGCAGCGCUUGCCGGUUCGUGCACGGCGGGCUCCCCGACGACGCCGCUGCUCUCACCGGCGCCAAGAUGGACCCCUCCUCCAUGGAGCACCAGUGCCAAGACAUCCUUCUCCGCUCCAAGUCCCAGCGCCUUGCCGCCGCCGCCUUCCCCUACUCCCCCACCGGCUCGCUCCCUUGCUCCCCAUCCGCGACCAGCAAGUGCCUCAGCUUGCUCUUGCAGCAGCAGCAGAACGAGAGCCAGAGGACGGCGGCCGCCGCCGCCGCCGCAGCUCUGAUGCUGGGCGGGGACGAAGCGCACAAGUUCAUGGGCCGACCGCGGCUGGACCGCGCCGACUUGGUGAGCAUGAUGAACCCUGGCUCGCGGCAGAUUUACCUCACCUUCCCGGCUGAUAGCACGUUCCGCGAGGAGGACGUCUCCAACUACUUCAGCAUCUACGGCCCCGUCCACGACGUGCGCAUCCCGUACCAGCAGAAGCGCAUGUUCGGGUUCGUCACCUUCGUCUACCCGGACACGGUGAAGCUGAUCCUGGCCAAGGGCAACCCCCACUUCAUCUGUGACGCGCGCGUGCUCGUCAAGCCCUACAAGGAGAAGGGCAAGGUCCCCGACAAGUACAGGAAGCAGCAGCUGCAAAGCGAGAGGGUUGAUUUCUCCAACGGGUUAGAUGCCAGAGACCCCUUCGAUCUGCACCAGCUCGGUGCGAGGAUGCUGCAGCACUCGAACAGCGUGAACGAGAUGCUGCUGAGGAGGAAGUUGGAGGAGCAGCAGCAGCAGCAGCAGGCGGCCGAGCUGCAGCAGGCGAUGGAGCUCCAGAGCCGACGCCUUAUGAAUUUGCAGUUGCUAGACCAGAAGUCGCGUUCUGGUGCCCAGCAGAGCCCCAUCGGCAUGCCCUUCAGCCCCACUCAGGCUGUCGCCUCCCCUACCGUUGAGUCGCCGCCUGAUUCCGGGGAGCAAGGCAAGGGCACCAGCUUCCUUCUUCCUCAGAGGAGGGUGGUCAAUGGAGCCGAUAAGGAGGAAUCUGCCGGAGAGGCGAGCCCAAACGCAGACAGUGACCAAAGUGCGGAGCAUAACCUACCUGACAGCCCGUUCGCAUCGCCAACCAAGUCCGCAGCGUUUGCUCAUGAUCCUUUCACACCCACCGAGUCGGAGAUAUCAGCAGCAUCGACUGGUUGCAACGCAUCCUUUGUUGGCAUCAACAAUGGUGGCAGCAUCACUAACCAUCUCAGGCCCUCUGCACUUGAUAUACCGUCACCGAAGUCAUACUUCUUCCCCAUGUCCAGUCUAUCCUCCGAUCACGGCGCUGGCACGAUCGGGAUGUAAAGUUGUCCUAAUGGGAGUGAGUUUGACACCACUGCCUAAAAAUCAUAGAAUACUAGAAGCAAAGAAAGAAGAUAGUGGAAUAUAGGAAAGGAAUGGAGAAGUUGCAGCAUAGUGUUAGUUCAGUUCCUUUUUUAAAAACUUUCGAGUUGAUAGCUUUUAUCAAACCAUAGUAGGAGAAGAUGCCAUGGCCACAAGCUGAGCAGCAGCAACCUAUUAAUUGGUGCUCUCCUAUUACUGCUAUAUGCAUUACUACUAAUUACUACCACUAGUUACUAGUACUUACAAUUACCACCCACCAGCAUUUGAUGUAAUAGUACAUACCUAGCUGAUGAUAUGCAACUCCUACAACAGCCACUAGUUCAUACACUUGAUAGCACUAGGUGUGAUGUUUACCGAUAGAGCAACACUAGUACCAACCACAAGAUACAUGCAACUCUACUGCUUGCUGGCUGUAUCCAUGCAAGACAGUACACAGAUGUGACAGGCUUGGCUUGGAGGAGGCAGCUAGUGUGGUUACCUGUCAGUGUAUGUAAAAAUCUCACAAGAUGAACAAACGAGUCUAGUGUAGGUGUCAAGGAAGGACCAUUGCUGUGCUGCUGAUGAACCAUGUUUGCUGUGCCAAUAGGGAGGAGAGGUGUCAGCGUUCAUGGUCCCCUUUCAGCAAAUGCAGCUCACUACAAAUGAUGUUAUUUUACUAUUUUCUGUGUCAAAUGAAUCUACUGUAGUGGACAGUGCUAUACAAAGAAAGAAAGCGAAAGAUAUGGAAAUAAAUUGCCCUUUGUUUUCUCCCUU